CGUCCCUCCUUUCAGUUUUCCUGGCAGAGCUCUCGUGGACGCCCGCGAGGCAGGCCUUGAAGGUGCACGCGCUGCAGCAGCAGAGAACCAUGUUAAGACUUAGAUUUGAUUAGCGGCCUUGAGGUUGCAAUUGGAACAUUUCAGAACAUCAUCAUUUCUGCUUAACUAGAAGUGGUAAGAACAGAAAUCAAUUUUAAAUAAAAUGCUUACACUACCAAAACUCCUUCGAAGACCUUUGCCUCCAAAGACCAACCCUAAACCGUUUCAUCUAAAGAAAGAAAAAAUUCGGUCAGCUAUCACUGAUGAACUAUCCAAGCAACAAGAUCUUCUUAAACCCUGUCCUAGUAAAAUUAUUGCAACUGAAAUAGAGGAGAAUGUAAUUCCUAGAAAAUUUCCAAAGAAGAAAAGGCAAUCCCAGAUCCAUAUCAAAAACCUCCUUCUUAAAUGGCGUUCAAAAGGAUAUAGGGACGCUGCAUCAAAGAGGCUUUUAAAGGAAUAUCCAAAGAUUUAUAUGCUAUUUUCAAAUAUUAAAGAUAAUUAUGGUGGUGCUUUCUAUUUGCCAACUUGCAAUUUGAUAAAAGAUGGAAGUAUUUCAGGAAAGUCAAGUGAGCAACGUAAAAUGAGACACUACUUUACGGAUAGUGCAACCAUGUCUUCUGAGACCUCAACACCUUCAAGUUCCCAAUUAGGACAAUCAUCCAGCUUCAUAAAACCUGACCUUGAGCAUGUGACUACACCAGACUCAACAUAUAUGCCUCUUGUAUGCACCUCUAGAUAUGCAGAUGAACAUGAACCUUUGUCUAAGAAAGAUAAAGUGAAUUGGUAUGAUAAACUGAAAGUCACUCAUGAGACAAUGACUAACCAAGUUUUUUCAUUUGAUGUACUAUCAGCAAAUUUACCAAGAAAGCCUUAUAGACAAUAUAUGUUAGAAACUACUAAAAAAGUAGAGGAAGAAAAAAAACAUGAAGACUCCACAGCUGUAGAAAAAUUAACCAAUUUUCCAGAUAUACCUCCAGAAAUAACAGAAUCUGAGGAGGAACUCAUUGUAUAUGGUGAGGGUUAUUAUACAGACUCACUAUCACCUACUGAUGACCCAAAACUGAACCUUGCUAAAGUAGCUAUUAUGAAAUGUCACGAACAUGGAAGAAAUGCACUUAGUUUUAAGGGUUUCUUUAUCGAAAGGUGCCCAAACUUAAGCAUUUUGGCUCGUCAAUUGGUAUAUCUUAACUUAGCCUUCAAUAGUUUCUCUAUCUUUCCCCCAGAGGUGUUAGUUUUAAUCAAUUUACAAGUCCUGAUCAUGAGAAAUAAUCCCAUCAAAGAGAUCCCUUCUGAUAUUGAAGCAUUAAAGAAGCUUAAAAUAUUUGUCAUUUCCUUUAAUUUACUAACUUCUCUUCCAAAUGGGUUAUUUGCAUUGUCUGAACUUGAGUUCCUGGAUGUCUCCUACAAUGAAAUCGUUUCUAUUCCAAAUGAAAUCAAGUAUCUCAGCAACCUUAACAAUUUGAAUCUUGAUGGGAAUGAACUGAAAACCAUGCCACCUGGAAUUUUGAAACUUUCCCCAGAUGUCCUCAGUAUAGAAAAUAACUACAUACACCCUUUGCUGUGGAAAGAGAAUUGCAAAAAUGAUGUUCAAAGCCUCAAAGAUCUAGCUCUCUUAUCCUUUUCCCAAAACCAACUAUGGAAAGUUUAUCCGAUGCUCGCACCUGAUAUUAAGCAACAGCUAGUCACCAUUAACUAUUGUCACUACUGCCAGGGCCCUUUGUAUGGUAAAGGACUUCGUCUCAUUCGACCCUUUGAUGUUUUUAAUAAUCCACUUCUUCCCAUCUUGUUUAUUCUCUGCUCUCCAAGAUGCUAUAAGUAUGCAAAGCGUGAUCCAAAUAUCUUGGAUCUUUUGACCAGAUGAUAUUAAUAUCAUGACUUCAUUAAGAAGACAGAAGUUCUACUGCCAAAAUUGGGAAAUUUCACAAUCUACAAGUUGUAGUAAUAUCUCUUAGCAAAUGUAACUUUGGUGCAGUUACUAUACACCUCAAAAUAAGGACCUCAACCUGAAUCUUCUGUGUAAUUCAGGAGCUUUACACAACUUUAUCAUUAAUAGGAAUCAUUGGCUAUUUCUUAAGGAAGAAUUUGUAUGUGUCACUGGAAAAUAUGAAGACAAGGACAAUUUUUUUCCA
Molecule: messenger RNA, 2168 nt
Organism: Dromiciops gliroides (monito del monte)
Lineage: Eukaryota; Metazoa; Chordata; Mammalia; Microbiotheria; Microbiotheriidae
Gene: LRRC63
Product: leucine rich repeat containing 63
Exons: 10
Coding region: 203-1900 (565 amino acids)
Molecular function (GO): protein binding
Source: RefSeq, a predicted model, not a curated record